This is a messenger RNA of Aspergillus lentulus, 648 nucleotides long. Its product is annotated as cysteine dioxygenase. NCBI's taxonomy places the organism in Eukaryota, Fungi, Ascomycota, Eurotiomycetes, Eurotiales, Aspergillaceae. The record is from RefSeq and is a predicted model, not a curated record. Gene Ontology annotation, molecular function: ferrous iron binding; cysteine dioxygenase activity. Gene Ontology annotation, biological process: L-cysteine catabolic process.
AUGUCUCCUGCUCUGUGCGCUCCCGUUGCCGUGGCCAGUCACCCGGCCUCGCUUGAUCGCGUCCAGAACUAUACCGUAUCCCGCAAACCCAACACAAACUACACCCUCGACAACCUGGUACAAGAUAUCAAGCAGUACCUGGGGAGCUCCGGUAUUGACGACGACCAUGUCGACCCGGCGGUCCUCAUGGGCUUCAUGUCCAAGUACACGUCCAGCAGCGCCGACUGGGCACGAUACAUGCGCAAUGACCCUAGCAAGAACUAUACCCGGAACCUGGUGGCCGAUAUCAGCGGGCGUGCAAAUCUGCUGCUGUUAGUCUGGAAUCCCGAGAAAGGAUCACUCAUCCAUGACCACGCCAACGCGCACUGUAUCAUGAAGAUCCUCGAUGGGGAACUGAACGAAUCGGUCUAUCACACUCCCACAGCGGAGGACCAGGACGCUCCGUUGAAGAUCAAGAAGAAUACGACGUAUCAGCCUAAUGAGGUGGCCUAUAUCAGUGACCAGAUCGGGCUGCACCGCGUUGUUAACCCGUCCAAAGAUCGAUUGGCUGUUUCGUUACAUUUGUAUACGCCUCCGAAUGCAGCGGACUUUGGAUACAAUAUCUACGAUCCGAAAACCGGAAAAUCCAGUCAUGUCUUCCAGGCGUAG